Molecule: messenger RNA, 435 nt
Organism: Nelumbo nucifera (sacred lotus)
Lineage: Eukaryota; Viridiplantae; Streptophyta; Magnoliopsida; Proteales; Nelumbonaceae
Source: RefSeq, a predicted model, not a curated record
AUGGAAGAUGCAGGCAUGUUACAUCAAUCAUCAUGUGCUUACACCCCUCAGCAAAAUGRGGUUGCUGAGCSCAAGAACAGGCACCUAUUGGAGACAGCUCGAGCCCUUUUUUUCCAGCACAAUGUGCCCAAGCAAUAUUGGUCUCAAGCUGUUCUCACUGCAUCAUACCUGAUAAAUCGGAUGCCAUAUAAGGUACUGGGUCAACCUAGUGAGACUCCCACUAUGCCAGUUACUUCUCCAGAUUCGGCUGAUGCUUCUGAAGGUUCCAGUAAACAAGAGAAARAGAUACUYAHRUACAGUAGAAGGAAGAAGGGCCCUCAACCUCAUGAUUGCAACCAGUUGAACUCAGAUCAAUCUGUCUCUGCAAUCCAAGAAUAUUCGUUAAUGGCGGAUAGGGUAAAAGGCCUUCAUUUGGAGGCAGACCUUUCUUUAUGA